CUAACACAACCAUCGUGGCGCUGGAGAGCAAGGUGGACUCUCUCGAGAUGCUGGUUGUCGACCUGAGACAUAAGAACGAGGAGCUGGCGAUGGAGGCGGAGGAGGCCCGCCGCCACGCCGCACGCCUGCAGGGAGAGCUGGACAAGGCGAAGAAGGAGCUGCUGAGGCUGGAGGACGAGAACAAGCAGCUGAAGCGCGACCUCGCCAAACUCACCGGCGACCUGCGCGACGCCAACGAGCGCAUCAGCCAGCAGGAGAAGACCAUCCAGGAACUGAACGUCACCAUCACGCACCUGGAAGCCGACAACAAAGAGCUUCAAGAUGCUCUCCGGGAGGAGGAGGCUGCGCGCAAGCACGCCGAAACCCGCUGCAAGGAGCUGGCGCUGGAACUGCAGUACACUCGCGCCGAGUACGAGAAGAAACUGCAGAUGCUGCAAGAUCAGAUGGAGGCACUGCGCAAGCAGAUGCAGAUGGAGCUGGACGCCCUUAUCGUCAAGAUGGCCGACAUGGAGGCUCGCCACAAGGCAGAGGUCAACCGCCUGAAGAAGAAGUUCAUGGCCGAAAUCAACGAACUCGAGAUGGCCCUGGAGAGCGCCAACGCGGCCCGCCUCGAGGCAGAGAGGAAGUGCAAGGCCCUCGCAGCUCAGCUCAAGGACCUGCAGGGACUGUACGAGGACUGCCAGCGCCAGCUGCAGCAGACCCUGGACCAGAUGAACGCCCUGCAGCGUCGCUGUCUAUUACUGCAGUCGGAGAUCGAGGAAGUUCGCAGCUCUCUCGAGAUCACCAUGCGCCAGAAGAAGAACCUGGAACUCGAGUUGGACGAUGCUCAGGGUCCGUGUCAACGAUCUGUCGUCAGCAAUGUCAGAUGCUUAUGGCGCUUAAAGUCCAAGCUGGAGGCCGAACUCGCGCCGGACUCUCAAAGCGAGCGCUGGAUGACAUCAGCACCCGACUUCCUCUCUCAUUUGCAGAUGGAGGCUCGGCAGCCGGCCCAGGACGCUGCCAUGAAGGCUGAAGGAGGGCCCGCCGUGGCACUGAUGACGCUUCGACAGCGCGCAUCUAACGGGAAAUCGUCGUCUAACGUCAGCAAUGCUGAUGCUGGUGGGCGUGCGUUCUUUUACAUCAAGGAUCUCCAGGUUCGUUGGGCUGAGGUGCGACGGACUAACGCCAUGGUCGUUGCUAAGCCGCGACAGAUCGCCAAGAUGGGAGCAGGCUGCGUGAUUCCGAGGCUGAGCUGGACGAGGAGAGGAAGAAGUGUGCUGGCAUGGACAAGGGCAUCAAGGUCCGCGACAGGCGCGUACGUGAGCUGUCUAUCGAGAUCGAGGACUAACAACGCUCGCAUUCGUUGUGCUGCCAGGAGACCGUCGAGAAGUUCCAGGUCAAGAUCCCAGUCGUACAAGCGCGGCCUGGAUGAACAGGAGGCGCAGAACCAGAACGUCACAGGCCGUCUGCGUCGCUACCAGAGAGAGCUCGAGGAUUCGGAGAGCCGCGCCGAGCAGGCCGAGAGCAACCUGAGCGUGAUGCGCUCCAAGCACCACACCGUCAUCAGCAGCGGCCGUCGCUCCUCCCUCGUCAUCGUCGACGAACGCGCCGCUCGCCGCUUCUAAACGCCCGGCGCCACCAUCGCCGUCAACGCGAACGCUCGCCCGCGCCUGUUUAUGCCGAGUUCGUGACGUGUCGAGCCAGCGCGCGCGUUUUGUGUGUGACGUAGUCGAAAAAUGAGCGCAUUUUGUGUGUGACGUCAUCGGAAGUGUUGAGUGAGUGACGGCACGGGUGACGUCGUCGAAAACCGUGAAGAGGUUUCCCUUUGGCAGACUCGGUCGGUGCGCUGACGCGCGCGUCACGGAGUCGGCAUAAGCAGAGAGUUUUGUUUAUUCACGUCGUACAAGUUGUUUUCUUUUUCGCUGGAGUAUAAUAAUAAUGAUGGCCGGACGCGAGAUGGUGUAGCGGACAUCUUUGCUCCCACCCCACCCCAACCACCGUAGUGCGUAGCUGAGAGUUGAGAGACACGCCACGUUAUAUAUAUAAACUCUUGUGUUCAUCGUCAUCAUAAAUCUGUAAAAAAUUACUCUGUCUCUCCUCGCUUCUUCCGAAUCUCUGUCAUCAAGCAAUCGAUUUCGCGAAUCGAUUAAUUAAAAAUCAAUCAAUCGCUGUGUAACGCUUCCUUUCGUUUAGCUAAUAAAAGUUCGAUGCAUGUUCAUUUAACACUGAA
Messenger RNA from Priapulus caudatus, 2209 nucleotides. RefSeq names its product paramyosin-like. The record is from RefSeq and is a predicted model, not a curated record. The coding region runs from base 48 to 1604 and encodes 518 amino acids. The transcript is spliced from 9 exons. NCBI's taxonomy places the organism in Eukaryota, Metazoa, Priapulida, Priapulimorpha, Priapulimorphida, Priapulidae.